This is a messenger RNA of Chlamydomonas reinhardtii, 2563 nucleotides long. RefSeq lists its product as uncharacterized. Gene Ontology annotation, cellular component: chloroplast; membrane. The transcript is spliced from 8 exons. The record is from RefSeq and is a predicted model, not a curated record. The coding region runs from base 98 to 1573 and encodes 491 amino acids. NCBI's taxonomy places the organism in Eukaryota, Viridiplantae, Chlorophyta, Chlorophyceae, Chlamydomonadales, Chlamydomonadaceae.
CGUCUGCUAAGCACUGGGCUCAACAUUUAAUUUCUGUGUAUCCUUCUGCGCUUCCACUUGUCAACGCCUAGACGGCUCUUUCGGGACCUCAGGAGAAAUGGCUCUCGCACGCCUGCAUAGACGCUCCCUUUGUAGUGGCCACAAGGCCAGCACGGAUUUCGGCUGCCACGCCAGAAAGCAGCGGCACGUUUUGGGGCCGCAACUGCCGGGGCCGGCACUUCGCGCCACGCCGGACGACCUCAUCAAUGCAUCGCAGGCAGCUGAUUUGCUAGCUUCACAUGCACAUCUGGGCAAAUCAACGCUGCAGCACUUUGCCCAGACAUCGGGGCUGGGCACAGGGCCAACUCACGACUCGCCACCCGCGACACACACGGAGGUAGUGUGCACUCUAUCAGGGCUGGAUGGAGUCCAGUGCAUGCUGGAGGAGGUGGAGGGGGAGGAGCCACAGCUGGCGAGCAGCACCGGCUCCGGCAUGGAAGGACUGAUGCAAGGCGGUGAUGGGACGCUGCUGGGGCAGCUGCUGCACACGGCGUUCCUCAUCUCGCCCUUCGCGCUGUGGGGCACCAGCAUGGUGGCCAUGAAGGGUGUCGUGGCGCACACAACUCCGCUGCUGCUGGGCUCGCUGCGGUUACUGCCCGCCGGCCUGCUGCUGGUGGCGUGGGCGGCGUCCACGGGCCGCGCGCAGCCCAAGACGCUGACCGCCUGGGCGUGGAUCCUGGCGUUCGCACUGGCUGACGGCGCCUGCUUCCAGGGCUUCCUGGCUGAGGGCCUGACCAAGACCAGCGCGGGCCUGGGCAGCGUUAUCAUCGACUCGCAGCCGCUCACGGUGGCCAUCCUGGCGUCUGUGCUGUUUGGCGAGCGCCUGAACGCUGUGGGCGUGUUUGGUCUGGUGCUGGGCGUGCUGGGCCUGUGCAUGCUGGAGCUGCCCGGGGACAGCCUGGCGGAGACGGUGUCGCUCAUCGCCAGCGGCGCCUGGCGGCCGGAGCUGCCCAGCGGCCUGGGCGGCGAGGGCGGGCUGGCCAACAGCGGCGAGUUCUGGAUGCUGCUGGCGGCGCAGUCCAUGGCGAUCGGCACGGUGAUGGUGCGCUACGUGACGAAGCACGUGGACCCCGUCAUCGCCACCGGCUGGCACAUGGUGCUGGGCGGCAUCGUGCUGUCGGUCGUCGCCGCCGCGCAGGGCGCCGACGGCUCCUUUGCCGCAGCGCCGCCGGCGGAGCUGGCGGCCAGCUUCGGCGAGCAGCUGACGCACCUGAGCGCCGAGGACUGGGCGGCCAUGGCUUACGUGAGUGUGCUGGGCGGCGCGGUCAGCUAUGGAGCCUUUUUCUACCAGGCCUCGCGCGGCUCGCUGACGGCGCUCAGCUCGCUCACCUUCCUCACGCCAGUCUUCGCGAGCCUGGGCGGCUUCUACGCGUUCGGCGAGAUGCUGAGCCCCAUGCAGCUGCUGGGCGGCCUGGUGACGCUGUCGGCGGUGUGGGCCAUCAACCACAAGCCCGCGCCGCUGCAGCCUGCUGCUACGCCGGCAACGGUGCGUGUGGAGGCGCCGCAGCCGGUGCAGCAGUCGGUGCGCAAGUAAGCGGGUGUCCUGGAGAUCGCAGGCAGCGAGUGGCCAUUCGGCUGCCGUCGGCAAGCUGCCAUGUCCACACCUACAUAGCGCAGGAGUGUAGGAUCAAGCUUUGACAUGCUGCUUGCGUGGGAUGGAGGAGAGGCGCUUCGUGCAUCAUUUAAGUACGGUAUGGCGUACUACUAGGGAGCAGGGACCAAGCCAACGUUUGAAGAUACGAUAUUACGCUUCGAUACCAGUUGCCCUGCGAGAGUUACAGCUGCUAGCAUCGGCUGCUGAGCGACGGGGCUACAGCUGAAGCAAGGUGGGCGCCUACUCGCGUCUUGCCGGCGCGUUUAAUUUGUUUUAUGUUGCUGCGAGUUAUGUUGUGUGUGUCUUGACAAAACGCAACGCCCCAGGCUGCAUUGCGCCCAUGGGGAUAUACUUGUCGUUUGUGAUGCAUUGAGAGCAAAUGCAUGGGCAGGGAGAGCGCGACUGCGCAGCAUCCUGUGCCGGAACCGAAGAACGGUGUCGUGACUCGAGCGUGUUCCCCGUUGCCGUUUUGUUGCUUCAUUGCGUGCACGUGUCAGUCGUGUCAGAAGGGCUUUCUUAACGAAUGUAGGCGUGGCUCUCGAAUGAGGGAUACCAGCGCCGUUUGUACAUCUAUGAUUUAGCGAAGAGCGUGUGACACAGACGCGUGCAUGUGUUCCUAGGCAUGUAGCGAAGGCGUACUGGGUGUAAGGAGGAGGGACGCUUCGUAGUGGAGGCAUGUGCUGGCCGGUAUGGCAAGGAGAAACAAGAGGGAACAGGGUUCAAGGCGGAACGGGUUCAAGACGGAACCGGUUCAAGAAGGAAAGGGUUCAAGGAGCGGAUUCAAGACGGAACGGGCUCAAGACGGAACGGGUUCAAGACGGAACGGGCUCAAGACGGAACGGGUCCAAGAGCGCAACAGCGCGACGACCCAGUCAAGGGAGAAUGUUGGUCAUCUGGAAGACUGUUGAAGCGCUGUAACUAUGCUUGUAC